AUGUCCUCUAGGUCCCAAAACGCGUCCGCUUCAAGCAUCUCGACCCAUACGACAGCAGCAGCAUCCCACGUUUCUCUCCCACAUUCCCCCAUUCUUGAGUCCCUAUCCACGAAGGUUUGGGUCGACCCUGCGUCGUUACCGAACUAUGGAGAUGUUUCGUCUAUUGGCGGUAAUGCCCCGCAGUAUGUCAAGCGUUUGAAUCACAAUACCUACAUGUCGUAUGGGGUGGGAGAUGAAGAUCGUUUUGGCUACGAGGUCGGUUCAUCAGUCAAAUUCGUCGAGGUCAACGUCAACCGGAAGCUGGAGAGGCAGGGGCGACUCGAGGCUACCACCGUCGCGGAGAUCAAGGUCACCAAGCACAUGUUGAAUGGGGCCGGUAUGCUGCAUGGUGGAUGCGUUGCGUAUCUAAUCGACAACACCCCACUUGUCGUCCUCGGCCUUCUUCAAAACGUAAACGGCGUUGGCGUUACGCAAGCGAUGAACCUCCUGUUUCAUUCACCCGCACCCCGCGGGACUAUCCUUCGCAUUAUCAGUACUUCGAUCUCAUUAGGCGGACGAGUGAUGUCUUCGAGGUGUGAGAUUUUGGACAAAGAUUCGGGGCGAAUCGUCGCUUCUGCCUUUGUAAAUAAAAUGCAACCUACAUCUAUGUCGAAAUUGUAA
Molecule: messenger RNA, 660 nt
Organism: Laccaria bicolor S238N-H82
Lineage: Eukaryota; Fungi; Basidiomycota; Agaricomycetes; Agaricales; Hydnangiaceae
Exons: 5
Coding region: 1-660 (219 amino acids)
Molecular function (GO): fatty acyl-CoA hydrolase activity
Source: RefSeq, a predicted model, not a curated record